GUUCGUUUUAGGUAAUCGUUUACGCGGACCCCUGGGGAAUCGCCUGCCGCAGUGGCUCCCUACUCGCGUGAGUUACGAAAACAAAAUAAAAACAAUAAAUUAGCUGAUAGUAAGUAGGUACAUAUUAAUAUUAUUAUUAUUAUCAUUUUUUUAUGAUGGUCACAUGUCAUAAUAUUAUAUUGCGCAACGUUGUCGCCGCGGUUGAUGUGUUUACAGGUUUCCGUCAUGACGAUAUCACAGUCCAAAGAAGACCUCAUCGGCUCCAAAGAGCAGCUGCGCGGAGAUCGGAAAUCGUUCGUUUUGCCGCCCGACUAUGUGUUGUCGCCCACCGAGAAAAAGUUCCUGUUACUCGCCGAGCGAGGAGACUGCGCGUCCGUUCAAAGGUAACCAAAUAAAUUAUAUUUGGAAUACGAAAUACAAGUACUCCGGUGCCUGCACAAUAUUAUAAUAUUCGUGUAAACCUAUAUAAGCCAAAAAGCGCGAUUUAUUUCGGUCGAGUUCUUAAUUUUAGUAACUGGCCGCGGUUAUAGAUAAGUUGUAAAUUAAUAUUAGUCGGAGGUUACUUUCUAUCGUAGCAUUAUUAUUUAAUGUUUCAUACGGUGUAGGUGCAUUGUUUUAGUCGAAUAUUUAAAAUAUUAUUCCCAAUCAAUAUAGUUGAAUUUAGUUAAUCGUUAACGUAUGGUCAAGAUACAUAAUUUAAGAUUUUUUUGAAAUUUCGGGUGGAGGGAAGACACUGCAGUCCCCUGCACCUCCUUUAGAUACCCCACUAUGUUUAUGUAGAUUUUUAGAUUCUAAGUGGAACGAGGAAUGUAUUGGUUUUACGAUCAUGUUUCUUUUUUUUUUUUUAUGUGAACAUUUUUUCUACCAAAGAGCAUACUUCGAUUAUCAAGUAUAGCACAUUUUCCAAAAGUAAAUGUUCUCUGGGUGGUACUUGUUUUUAUUAUUUUAAUCUUUUUUAAACAAUUAUUGUUGUCAUGGAAACUCACAUUGCUGUAAUCAUUUACCAUAAUAUGACAUACAUAUAUAUUGUUGACAAAGCAACACUAUCAACUGAACUUCGCUCGGACUAACUAACUUCGUUAGCAAUGGUUUAUCGUUCCUAACAGAAAUACAUUAAAUUCCCGAUUGUAACCUACAUUAUCAACUUUCCACCUACAACAGUGACUGCACCCACGUGCGAAGUAUGUCCGUCCUUUUUUUUUUUUCGUUUCCAUGCAUAUAGCAAGAUAUACAUGUCGAUAUAAAAGGUUGAUAUUUUAGGCAUGCCCAUUUUGUAUUGUAAAUUCAUUUUUUUGAAUUUUUAAAUGUAUAUUAUACAGACAGUAUUUUGGCAUACUUAUAUUUUUCAUAGAAUUUAAUUAGUAUCCUGUAAUCUUUACUUUAAUCUUUUUUAAUGAAAACCUACCUACAUGUUUUCUGCAAAUUAUCAAUCAGAUAAUUUUUCUGAAAAUGAUGAAAUGUAAUCGAUAUUUGAUCGAAACUUCCUGAGUUAUUCUGCUUUAAAUACUGAGGAUCAGUGGUGCCGAACUAAUUUUUUGUAUGUGUGGUAAUAAACAUUAAUUUAUACCCUCCUACCUCUACAUGGUAUAAAACCUAAGUUAUGGGGGAAUAGCCCUCCACACCUACUACCAAUAUCUUAAACUAUAAAAUAUUGUUUUUACAAAUUAUAUUAUGUACUGAAUAAUGUUUGCAUUUUUGCAUCAUUUAAUAUUUUAAUGCAUACAUAGGUACUUUAAUUUUUAAUUAGCAUAAAAAUUAUUUAUACAGUCAUUGAAGACCGAUGUUGACAUUUAACAUACACAGGAGUAUACAGUAGAAUCCGCUUAUUGGGGACACCACAUAUAGGGAACAACUGCUUAAUGGAGACCAAUUGGCAUAGUCCCGAACGAAUGUAUUCGUUUCAAGUGAUUUAAUUUCGUUUGUUAGGGACAAACCAUCGGUUAUAAGGGGUAUAUUUAUAAAUACCUACGUUUUUUAUCAAAACUGUUUUUAUCCAAUCUGUAUGUUUCUAUAAACUUUAUAGUUUUGUAUUAUUUUAUUUUUUUUUCAUCAUUUAUUUUUCUCCUAUUAGCACGUAGGUAUUCCUCAAAGAUAAGAAUCGACCAGACGUGGAUCCAGAGCAAAGAUCUGAGGAGAACCCAACUAUUUUUUUACAACACAGAUACAUUUAAAAUAUAAUAUAAUACAUUAAAUACAUUAUGCAUAUUAUUUUCUCAUGCAAUUCUCAUACAAAAAUCUGGAUCUGAGACGACUAGCCUACGUAUAAAAUUACUUCAUCAAUAAGUUUUAGUUCACGUUUAUUCGGUUCUGUGUAUUAACGUACGUUUUUAUUAGUCCCGUCUCAAACGCUCGUAACGUUGAUUGGUAAAAUUUCUAUACUGGAUAAAAUAAAAACUCAACUUCAUUGAAAAAAUUAGUCGGUUUAUCAAUUAAUUUAUAAUAAAUGUGUUAAUAAAUAAAUCAAUUAAUUAAUUAAUAUUACUAUUACUGUUUAAUAAUACUAUUCUUAAUACUUUAAAAAAAAAGGUAUUAUGUAUGUAUACAUACUUAAAUAUUUUAUUUUAUUUUUUUUUUUUUUCAUUAAUUCGGCUACUUGGGACAGUUGGAUAAUAAGGACGAAUAAGUUACCGACCGAUAUGUUCCUAUUAAGCGUAUUCUACUGUAUUGGUUUUAUUAUGAUGCGUGUUUUUGUAUUAUAAUUUUUUUUUUUUUAUGCCUGUGAACAACUUUUCUUCCAGAAAUCUUGCUCCGAUGUGUAUAACACAGAGUGUAACACUUUUUCUGAAAGGUAAUUUUGUCUAGUUGGCACAUUAAAGAUGUCUAUUUUUGAUUUUUUAAGGGGUUUUCAAAAUAAUUAGGAAAACCUUAAAGAAAAUUAUAGUUAAAACGACAAAUAUUUACAUAGCGCCAUGACGUUAGGUUAGGUUAUAGGUUAAAUUUUAUUAUUUUAUAUUUGUAUACAUGCUAUUUUGUAUCAGAAUUAUUGCUCCAAUCGGAAAAUUAUGAGAAAACGAUUUUGUUCCUUUUAAUACAGCUAUUAAAAAGGAAAGUCGUUUUUUAUUAUAUAAAAUAUGUUUGAUAAUAAUUCAAAACAACCAAAAAAGACGAUUUUUUUUUCAAAUUACUGCUCAACGAUUUCAUUAUUUUAAAUGUUUAAGACUUAUUUUUUUUGCUAUAAAUAUUUUUUUUAUUGAAUUCUUAAUUUGGUUGGUGAGUUAGAAAGUCAUUUUUUGAUUUUCCUUAUAGGUUUUUUAAUAAUUGAGUAAAACCGAAAAAAAAAAACGUAGAAAGGGCGAACAAUUUACGAAAAUAAUGAUUUUAUUAUUUUAAAUUUUGUUCUUUAAUGCAAUUAAAUCAUAGUAAAAUUUUAAAAAUAUUUGAGCCAUUUUUAAGCUAUAAAUGAGCUAAUAAUAAUUAUAAUUUUGGGAGUUUUUCAUGUAAUUUUUAUUCGGUAAGUAUUAUUUUAAUGAAAUUGCUAGAUCAAACAGAAAUGCUUGAAAAUUCAAUAGGAGGUUCAUUAUAAAUUGUAAUUAAUAGUUAAUUAACAAGAAAAUAUUGAAUUUAAUGUAGUAUUUUUUUUUCAGUAAGGUUUUAAAUAUCAAAUUUUGACGAAAAUCGUAAACAUUACCUACGACCUUUUAAACCAUGUAUAACUGAACUUUUCUCAGAGUAGUUUUUGUUAAUUAAUCGUUACGUACAGAUACAUAUUAAAUUCUUCUUUCUAUCUUACCCUCCCAACUACUCAACUAUAACUGUAACCUACCCAUCUUGCGAAGUAUGUCCGUAUUUUUCAAUAAAAAUAUAAUAAUAUGGUCAUUGUUUUUCGUUUGAUUAGCAUAAUAUAUUUUAUCUUCUAAAUGUAUACAAAGUUAUAUUAUUCUUUUACUACAAAAUUAUAUAAUCUCAGAUAUUAAAACCAAAAAUAGUUAAACAAUAACAAUAUUAUCGUGUAAAUGUUUUUACUGUAUACGAGUAUAACCUUGGUGUAGCCUAAAUGUAGACGCUUUUGUAAAUUUAGAAAUUUAUUAGCGACUAUUUAUCGUAAAACUAACGGUUAUAGUUAAAAUUAAAUAUUUGUCUGCUUUUACUAUAAUGCAAUCACUUAGUACACGCUACGGCAGUCUAAGAAUGGACUAGUUCGCGUUAUUUGUUAUGCUCCUUGUAUUAUUUGUAAAAUGUACAAUGUUUUAUUCUAAACUACCAAUGCUAGAUGGUAUAUCCACCCCUUAAAUUAGAUGUGGCAGGCGCCACUGCAUUAAGGAUAAUAGUAUUUUAUGGGGAUUGGAUACCGACAAUUUACUAAGAGUCGUGCAUAGACAAUUUCUUAUUUUGAAUCGAGCAGUUAUCAAAAACCGAUUUUAUGAUAUUGUCCUUAGUAUUUAAAGAAGAAUAACUCAAAAACUUUUUAUUAAAAUUUCGAUUAGAAUACCUUGACAUUUUCAGAAAAAUCACUUGACGAUUUGUAUUACAACAUAUAGGUUCUCAGUUGAAAAAUUAAAGUAGCUAUUUAACUUUGAUUUUUAACUAAAAAAUUACAUAUUAAAAUGUUGUGAAAACUCUCAGUAUUCGAAAAUAUCGUCUUUCACUACACAAACGAGUAUAAAUAUAGUGGCUAAUCUCAUCAGAAUUUCACUGAUUUAUUCCGAUUUUUAGGGAGUAAAAGUGCUUAUAUUAUGCAACCAGUGAUAUAAUAAUGCAUAUAACUUAUAUGUACCACUGAUAUUUAACAGACUAAGUAGGUAUGUAUAGGUAAUACCACAUUAUAUAUUAGGUUUACAAUUUUGAAUUUGUUUUACUUCGAUGAGCUGUAUAAUGUAUGAUUAAAUGAUUAAAAGUUUGUGCGUGCAAAAAUAAGUAUCUGCAGACGUACUCGUACAUAAUUUAUAUUAUAUUAUAUAUUAUGAUUACGAAACUAAUUAACUCAGAGUUCCAUUUUACAAUACAUUUUGGUGUUAUAAUUAAGAAUUUGAACGAUUUCAAAUAACAUGUGUUUUAAAAAUCCGAUUUAGAUAUUAGAAAACAAACAAAAAAUUAAAUAAAAAACUAAAACCAAAAUAAUAACGUACAGGUUGUUGGACGAACACAAAGGUCAGCCGGAUAUACUCAACAUCAACUGCACGGACCCGUUGAACAGAUCGGCAUUGAUAACAGCUAUAGAAAAUGAAAACAUGGACUUAAUACAAUUGUUGCUCAAAGCCGGGAUCAUGGUGAAAGACGCGUUGCUACACGCCAUCAAGGAAGAAUACGUGGAAGCGGUGGAAUUGUUACUUGAAUGGGAGGAAAAAAUACACGUCAUCGGUGAACCAUACGUGAGUCCGUAUCAUACUUAACCUAACCUAAUUUAACUUAACCAGGUGUCGGGAACAAAUUUACCUCUGUGGUUCUCAACUAUUUACCGAACCAAUAUGGUAUAUUAGAAACACGGACAAUUUAAUACAUAUAUUUUGAUAAAAUUGUCUUCUGAAAAAAAAUAUAAAUACGUAUACGUAUAAUGCGAUAUACACACUGCUGGUUGAGAGUCACUGGUAUAUAUUUAAUAACAGGAAACUAACGGACACCAGUUAAUCCAACAUUUUUUUUCCUCAUAUUAUAGUCGUGGGAAGCGGUGGAAUCGUCGGCUUCGACCUUUACGCCCGACAUAACGCCACUAACGCUGGCGGCUCACAUGAACAACUAUGAAAUAUUAAAAAUUCUUUUGGACAGAGGCGCCACUUUACCUAUGCCUCACGACGUCAGGUUCGUCUUACUCGUAUAAAGUUAAUAUAUUAUGUAUAUUUACUGCAGCGACCGAUUAAUAUUCAUCGAGUAAAAUAAUAGUAAUAACAAUAAAAAAUAAUAUUAUUAUUAUUAAAUUACACCACGUGGUGCGACGAAGUAGUAGGAAUCUAUAAUGUCCAAAACCGAUAGAAUCAAAUAAUCAUAAUAAAACAUAAUAUAAUGUUAAAUGCAAAUAGGUAGACGUGUGACCUACUGCAGUUAUAAGUGUAGACAGUAAUGAAACGAUCGCAUGUCCUUCUACACAACUAUUUACAGCUCAUAGUGGAUUUUUUUUAAUAGUAAUUUUGAAUUUGUUAUAGAUGAAUUAUAAUAGUAUUAUGGUUUAUUUUUACUAUAAUAUUAUUAAUAUUACUUGAUCGCGGUUUAAAAGUCAUAGGCUGUGUUAAUAAUAUUUUACUAGUACGGGUGUGUUGAUUUCAAAAGUACUAUUGUAUUUAUUUUGUAUCGUUAUUGUGUAAACAUAGGUUUAAUGGUGAACGAAUUUAAUGAAUAAAUACGAAAACGAUCCAACUAUACCUACGCGUUUUCCGACGUUUCACCUUACAGAUAAUAAAUUACUAAGUGUUUAAGAGGUACCUAAAUACUUUUAUGUAUACUGAAUUAGUGUCGGAGUCACGAGUCGUUUGAAAAUUUAUAUUUAAGAUCGUUAGGUAAUGGUAGCUGUCUUUUAAAAUUAAAAGCUAUCCAGCCUUUAUUCAAACUGGAAAUGACCACCCACCCAUUAAUAAGUUACUUAUUGUCGCUGAUACAGCAACAACGCCUACCUAUUUCAAAAUUGUACAAGAUGAGGUAUUUUUUGAUAUUGGUAAGUUAAUAUCGAAAUAAAAAUACCGACCUACCAAAAACAAAAAAAAAAAAAACGUGUUGUUAAAGUGAACUAUUAACUUAGUUCACUUUAUGUAUAAUUUCUAACCAAGUUAAUUUAGUUAGAAAUUAUACUGAAAGCCCCGUACUCUGUACGCCUACUCCGUACGCCAUUGGGUAUGAUGAUAUGAUAAUCAAUAGGGAUCGGAACUUAUUGCACUUAAAUUCUACAAAAAACCACUUAAAAACGUCAAAAAAGCUCUGAAAAAAGAAAUUGAAAAAUAUUUAAAAAAACCAAAAACGGUAGAAGAGUUUAAAUUUCCCCCCUUUAAUGGUUUUAACUUAUCUAAUACAAUUUUCGAACACUACAAAACUAAGUUGACCCAGAGUUAUUUUUUUUUUUUUUAAAUACGUACAAUUUGAUUCAAACAAAAUAUUUUUUUAAUAAUUUGUGUCGUGUUAGAAAAUUAUAUUUAAUAAUUUAAAGUCGUUAAACAGAGAACAUUUAAACUCUUUUACCAUUUAAUCUAAUAAUAUUUGUUUAAAGUGUUUCAAGGCUUUUUUAACGUUUUUAAGAACUUUUUUGUGAAUUUUAAGUGCAAUAAGUCCCGAGUCAUAAAUUAAUCACCAUUAAGUUACAAUAGUGAUACAAUUAUAUUUAAUUCAAUAAUAAUUGAGGCCUUCACUUUAAUAACGAACUAACAAAUAAAGCCAAUAAUUUUCCAUGGUUUUUUUUUUUAAAGAAAGAAAUUGAAGUUCACUUUUUCACAGUUUCAAGUUCACAGUUUUCUUCAAAAAAUUGUGGAAAGGUAGAAAAUGAGAUAGGAUUAGUCUUUCAUUGCAUUGAAAGCCUGAUACUUAAACCGUUUAUAAUAAAUAUGCAUAGCGAUUUUCUUAAGCCGAUCUUAAUGAUUGAUAUUUUUUAAAUGGGCCAUUUAUCGGUCGGCAGUUAAAAGGUCUAAUAAACAAUUUUAGUUUUUUUUUUUUUGUUAAGCUGUUUAUGUUUAGGUCACACAUUUUCGAUUUUCGUUAUUAUUAAAUAUUAACAAUACUUGCAAAACCUACUAUUUUGUAUAAAAUUUGAAAACUCCCGCGCAUUUCAGGUGCGGCUGUGAUGAGUGUAUUACAUCCAACACACAUGACUCGUUGCGCCACUCCCAUUCGAGAAUAAAUGCCUACAAAGCGCUGUCUUCUCCGUCCCUUAUAGCUCUCUCGUCUAGAGACCCCCUGCUGACCGCUUUCGAGUUGAGCUGGGAACUCCGUAGACUCAGCACUAUGGAAUCCGAAUUCAGAAACGAAUAUAAUGUAAGUACACCUCAACGACACCAACCUACACAAUUAUUUCAUAUCAUAUUGGAACGCCAUAAUUCACAAUAUUUACUAAAUAAAGGUAAAAAAAUAAUUUUGGUAACCGGGAAAGAAGCCCGGCACUCUUCGCCCAAUCCACAAUCUUUUUCAGUUCUAAGACGAUAUCACAUAAUCCUUAUCGUGCCACUGUAUAUAUUGUCACAGGAAAGAAGAGCAUAAGUCAAUUUUUAUUUUUAUUUACAAAUUUGUUUUAUUUUAUUUUUUCUCCUUUAUUUUGUGAUUUAAAUGACGCAAGUGUAGGUAUAUUACUAUACUCUAACGCAUAUUAUACAGAAAAUUUAAAUAGCUCAAGUCACUAUGAUGUAAAUUUUGUUUGGCAAAAAAGGUAUAUUUAUUAUAGAGCAAUUUAGCCAUUUGGCGAAUUAAGCUAUUAAUUAUGCUAUUACACUAUUAUACUUGAAAUUAAAUUGACUUGUAUUUAAAACUAUACAAAAAUGAUAUAAACUCUUCUUCCACGGUCGUGUUAAGGGGGUAAAGUGGGUAUAAAUUUAUGGGGUGUUAAAUUGUAGAUUGAUAUCAAGUUUAGGUACCCGACAUGAUGAUUGUCCUAGGAUACCAAUGAUAAUUAACGAUACUACCUUCUUCCCUAGAACCAAAUAUAUAAUAUUCAUAUCAUACUGAUCGGACGUGUCUGUCAACAGGAAAUGAGGAAUACCGUUCAGACAUUUGCCACGUCGUUGUUGGAUCACGUAAGGACGUCGUACGAGCUGGAGAUAAUGUUAAAUCACAAUCCCAAAGGAGAUCCGUGGGAACCCGGUGAGAGGCUGACGCUAGAACGUUUGAAACUGGCUAUCAAAUACAAACAAAAAGCGGUAAUAUUACAUUAUAGUGUGUGGCUUAAGCGUAGGCUAUAACUUUAUUUUUGAUUAAUAUUACAUAGGUUUUAGAUAUUUUUUGUAAAAAAAAAAAAAAAAUAUUCUAAAAUAAUUAUUAAAUAAACCAUUAGGUUUGUUAGUUGCCGUUUGAUACAGGCGUUGGUCAAAAAUUAAUCACGAUCAAUCUUGAUACCCUAUACUUGUUUGACUGUAUAAAAUGUACACAAUUGUAAUAAUAUAUUUUAGUAGUAGAAAACGUAUUCGAACUAGUUAGACAGUUAGAAGUUGCUUUUCAGUAGAACUUAAAUGUUCGUAUUGGCGGUGAGGGGGAUUUAUUUCCCGAACACACACACACACACUUACAUAUGUAUAUUAUAAAAAUACAUAGAUUGUAUCGUAGGGGCCAGGGGUCUAAGCACCUUAACCUCACGAAUUUAAAAAUUAAAAUAGCAAAAUGUGAGCAAAAUACUAUAACAUAAUUAUUUGUUUAACAAGAAAAACACAUUUUAUUGUAUUUACGAUUACUACACACGUUAUACAAUUAAUAAUGGCAUUACCUAUGAGUAGGCCACUGUUUCGGGUGGUUUUAUCAUCUAUGGUUGUUUGAAAAAAAAAAAUUAAAAAUUAAAAUAUCAUAAAUAAUAUGAUAUAAUAUACAUUAUAAGUUUGCCAACACAGAGUUCGAAUUUCAGUAUUAAAAACACUAUGGAGUAAAAAAUUAGUAUUAAUAUUUAAAAAUUAUAUUUUCCCGUUCUAUGGCCAUUGUAUGCUAUCUAUAUUUUUGUAAUAACUUAUACCAUGCAGUAAAUAAAUUAACGUAGAUAAAUACAAUAAUAAUUAUAUGGAAUAUCAAAUUACUAAAUUAUACUAAUAAAGAAUAAAAUACAAAUGAAUGGCCAUAGCAGGGACACUGGACAAAAUAUAGACGGUGACUGAAUCCCAUGGUUUUAAUUUUGCGUACCGAACACUAAUUAUGCGUAAAUAGGACGUAGGCGACACUUUUAGUCAAAAUUAAAUUUUCAUAUCUAUACAUUUCAAAAAAGUUAGUUUUAUUAACAAUAAAAUGGCGUAAACGACAGUCGUUUAUACUUUAUUAUAAAUCUAACGGAUUAUUUUAUAAUAUUUAAUCAAAUUUACUUUAAUAAAAACGAAAAUACCGAAAGAAUUCCAACUCUUUGGUAGACGUGGGGGAGAUAUGGAAAAACAUGUUAGAAGUAGCGAUAGUUUAAAAUGUACCGAUAUAAGCAUAGAAAGAAAAACAUUAAAAUUAAUUUAAACACGACCGUGCUCAGUUGUUAACUUUUUAUUUAGAAUAAGUGCCAUAAAUUAUUAAAUAUUAUAAUUUAAGUAAAUUUUCAUGUAACAACUUAUUACAGAUCAACAUAGUAUACAAAGUUUAAAACUUUAUAAACUUUUUCAUAAAUAUUCAUCAAAAUAUUAAUUUGUUGAAACGGUAUUUUUUUAUUUGUUUUGUACGUUCCCGAACAAUAUUGUCAAAAUGUUACUUCCACUUUUUUACCUAUUAGCAAAGCUCCGUAUGUCCCAUGUGUUAUGAACACUUAUAUGUUAGUGGGUAUAGAAUUGUUAUAAAAUAGUUUUUUUUUUUUUUUUUGAAAAUCGAGUAUGCUCGUACUUAAAAAAAAAGUAAAAUAGAGAACGGAUUUUUAUUUUUGUUAUUUUAGAUAAUUAAUAUGAUUUUAGACAUACAUUUAUAAUGUUUUGAAAUUAUAUCUCAUCCCCUUCGACCCAAAAUCCUUGGCUGCGCCAUUGUAGACGAUUUGUUUUUAACACGUUGCGCGUCGUAUAGUUUACAAAGAUAAUUAAUUAUAAUUUAUACACACAUAAGGUACAUUAUCGUAAAUAUAAAUUGUAAAAAAAAAUGUGCUGAUACUUUAAACGGAUGCGGCCACUGUUGCAGGUGGUAGUUGGGAUGGUGGGAUAUAAAGUUAUUUGAUUUAUACCUGUUACCAAUAAUAAACCAUCAUUGCUAACGAAAAACGAUUCGGAGCGAUUUUCGAUUGUAAAUGUUUUGAAAGGCCGUAUAAUAUUUACAAUUUUCGUUAAAAUUUGAAUUUGAACUUAUACAAAAAACUAUAUUAAACUCUUUUAAACUAUUUUUUACCUUCAAAUAAAACUUAUAAUGAACCUCCUGUCCAAUUUUCAAGCCUCUCUGUUUAAUGUAACAACUUUAUCAACAGAGUACCUACCAAAUAAAAAUUACGUAAAAAACUUGCAAAAUUAAAAUGUCUCUAAAUAAUUUAAAAAUAGCUAAAAUAAAAAUUUGAAAAUUUGACCACGUCUAGAAAAUACAAAAAUUGGUUUUCUACAAAAUAUCUUUAACUGAAUUACAUUAAAAAAACAAAAUUUAAAAUAAUAAUAAAUAAAUAAAAGAAUUAUUUUCGUAAAUUUUCUUGUUCUUUCUACGGAUUUUUCGAUUUUACACAUUCAUUAAAAAAACGACUAUCUUGGUUACCAACUAGGUUAACAAUGCGUCUUGUUAUUUUCUACUGAAGAAACAUUUUUUUUAAAAACAUCAAUCGUAAAAAUGUAUAAUAAAGGAACCUUAGCGCCGUAAAUUUAUCAGUUUUCAUUUUUCGUAAUUUUCCGGGUUUUCUCAAUUGUUACAAAAACUACCACAAACAAAUGACUUACUCGCAAAUAAGAUUAAAUAUGGAACAAGAGAGGUCUAUUGUUAUUAAGAAAGCAUAAGCCGUAAAAUUUAAAAUAAUUAAAUCGUUGACGGAAUUUAAAAAAAAAAAUCGUAUUUUUUGAUUUUUUCCAGUUAUUAUGAAAAUUGCUUUAGAUAAUAUAAAAAAAAAUAAAAAAUGACCCUCUCUGUCAAUGGCCAUGUGUAUAUUCAAAGGGAAAAAAUCGAUCACAAAAUAAUUCAAAAAUCGGUCGCUAUUCGAUUAGAAUAUUUUUAGUAUAAAACAUCGUGAACAAAAAUCAUUCGAAUCAUAAAGUAAUCAUUUUUGUACAAUUUUAGAGCGUAGCGAGGAAUCCAUUGAAUUAACAAUAAUGUGUUCUUUUUUUUUUAUCAGUAAAUAAUUUUUCUGCCAGAAAAAUUGCUCCGAUCAAAAUAUAACAAGAGUUAUUUUUUAUUAUAUUUUAUGUCUAGUUGGUGUAUUUAGGUGGGUAUUUUUACCAAGUUUACCAAGUCUUCCAAGUGGUUUUCAUAGUAAUUGUGAAAAACCGGAAAAUACAUAUAGGGAAGAGGAACAAACGUAUAUUUUCGGCGUUAACAUUUCAAUAUUUUAAAUGUUUAUGAUUUUUGUUUGUUAAAAGUACUUUUGUUUUAAAUUUCAAAAAGCAGCAAUUUUAAUAAAAGAAAAACAAAAGAAAAUUUUGUCUAGUUGGCGCAUAAAAAGGUCAUUUGUUGAUGUUUAUUGUAAAUCUUAUUAAUUGGGAAAAAACGUAGGAAAAACGAGAAAGUUAACGAUAUAAACGGUUUCUUUUUUUUUUUUUUGGUUAGCUUUUUCAUUGUCUUUCAAUUUUAAUACUUAUAUUAGUGCCUUUUCUAAGUGAUACCUAACAUUUUCAAAACAUUCCGGCGAUUUUUGACCUAUUUAUAAUCGUUUGAUACUUUCUAGUUUUUCAUUUUUUAUUUGGUAAGUAUUAUGUGAAUAUAAUUGUUUGACCUAACAGAAAUACUUGAUAUUUUAACACGAGAUUCAUUAUAAGUUGUACUUAGUGGUCAAUGAGAAACAUUUGAGUUUAAUGUAGUAUUUUUUUUUUUGUUUAUAAGAAUUUCAAUAUCAAAUAUUUGCGAAAAUGGUACAAAUUACGGCUUUUUAAAAAAAUGUAUAACCGAACAUUGGCCAGAAUCGUUUUUCGUUAACGGACAUAGUUUAUAAACUAAAUAAAAAAUGUAUGUAUCCUAUUUUCCCAACUUACAAUUAUUGUUUCAAAAUUUUAGUUUGUAGCGCACCCAAACGUUCAGCAAUUGUUGGCCGCCAUCUGGUACGACGGUUUACCGGGUUUUCGUCGGAAAAGUAUGGUCGGGCAAAUGAUCGAAGUCGGCAAACUCGGGGCGAUGUUUCCGAUGUACGGUUCGAUGUACAUGUUAAAUCCAGAUUCGAAAAUGGGACAGCUAAUGAAGAAACCUUUUAUCAAAUUUGUUUGCCAUUCAUCAUCGUACGCGUUUUUUUUAAGUACGUGACUAUAUCGAGAAGCGUUUACUUCUACGUUUUAACACGUCACGCUGAUAAUAUGGUUGUAUUGUUAUCGUUAUUUUUUUUUUUUUUGUAUUACAGCAUUACUGGCACUGGCGUCUCAGAGAGCCGAGUUUUUAGCACUGGAAUGGAUCGAUACCGAAUGGACCAGAUCGAUAUUAGAGGAAAUGACUAGAAAAGAAAGGGGAUCCAUACCCGGGCCUAUAGAAGCCGGGAUCAUAUUAUACAUCAUAAGUAAGUAAUGAUUCCCUACCACGAACACAGACCAUAGAAUAUAGCGCAUACAUCUAUAAUGAAAGACAUUAUAUUACAUUAUAUUAUUAUAUUAUAUUGGUCCUUUAUGAUUUUAAACACGUAAUAUACAUAAAAAAAUUACUCGAGUGCCCUAUACUACAAUCCGUAUAAAAUCCGCAGGUUUAAUAUGGCGAGAAGCGCAUUCGCUGUACUCCGACGGUCUGGUAGAAUACAUAGCCGACUUGUGGAAUAUAGUGGACUUCAUAACGAACGUGUUUUAUAUGGUGUGGAUAAGUUUGCGGGUUUCGUCCUGGUACAUAGUUCAGGUCAGUUAGUCGGCUAAUUUAAUUAUGUAUCUAUAUUGUGUAGAUAGAUAUAUUAUGUUUUAAAACCGGUAAGACACUUUGGUUAUUUGUUUCGCCUAAUGGUUUUCGCACCGAAAACAUAACUAUUACCUGCUAUAAUAAUAUAGGUAUAGGUAGAAUUAUUUAAAGUUUAUCUCCGCGGUCAGUUCUAUGUUGCGUUUAUUAAACCUAAACUAGGUAGGUACCUGAAGUAAAGAAAUAUAUAUAUAUAUAUAUAUAUAGGUAUAGUUAUCACAUAUUAUAACAGCGUUAUUAUUUAUUGUUCCGUGUUCUAAAAUACUUUCUAGAAAUGUUGACGUUCUAUUGAGUAGGUGGGCAUAAGCGCGUAUAAAAAUGAGGGGUGCUUAGGGGUGCUAAUCAGUGAAAAUAUUGCACAAUUCAUGAACUGUAGAUUGUGGUUUUGAUUAAAAUGUUUUAAUUUAAAAUGGUUUUGAUAAUUUGAUUUACUCGCUUUAGGAAUACAAAUAUUAUUUAUUUUAAAUUUGAGUUUAAAAUAAUUUUUUGUUUAUCCAAAUUUGUUUGAUUAAUCGACGAUAAAAUAGGAGUACUCAUGCGCAUAUACAAAUCCUGCUAACCACUGAUAACCUUAAGGUACAGGUAAGUACCUAGAUAUAUUAAAUACAAUUUUGUUCAAUAAAUAAAUUGAAUAAAGAGUACUAGUAAAAUUAUUAAAUUAAUCGGUACCUAUUUAAUAGCAUUGUGGUGAAGGUGUGGCUGUUUUGUGCCGCACUGAUUUACUGAUGUACGAUAAAUUAUUCUAAGUCUAACACCUACUAACUUCUUACUCGCUUAAUGUGUGUCUAUAUAGAUAAGCAGUGGUGUAACCAGGAUUUAUCAAUGUUUACAACCUUCUUAACCUUACCAGAAAAAAAAAAACAAAAAAACAAAAACAAUAGGGUGCUCAACACCCCUUCCUUAGUUACGCCACUUUAGGUAGGUAUCGAAUAUCCAGCCAAUAGGUUAACAUAAAUAAUAAAAAAGAUAGGUAAAUAACACACAAUUUGUUAUAUACGAUAUUGUAUACCUACUUAUACCAAAAAGUAAUACAAGAUUGCCAAUGUCAUAGGUAGGUACCUACAUAGAUAUUAAGCGUUAUUGAUGGUGAGAAGAGAGAUUUAUGGAGAUUAUUUAGGGGAGGAAGGGUAAAUAAUGGCCGAGAAAGAGGAAUAACCCUAAAAUGUUAAGGGGUAGGAGUUACGUCGAUUACCAUUUGAUUAGUCAUGGCAAAAAUGCAAAGGUCACUAAAAUAUUAUUAAAAAAUUAAAAUAUGGCAGAGGUAAACAAGUCGUCGACCAAUUGAUAAUUGGAUAAAAUGCAAUAGUGUCAGCAGUACGAUGCAGAUAAAAUACUUUAUCUAAAUCGUGAUUAGCAGUUAUCUAGUUUGCAGUGUUGGCACUGAUGUUAUAUCCUAUAAUUUCAAUAACGAUAGGUGGUCACAUUGGAUGAUUGUGAUACAACCUCUCUGAUUACAUCGUUCUUAUCAAUAACCCGCCACAGUGUAUACGUCCGUUAAUGCUCUUCUUAUCAGACUGUUAUCACUGUAUAAUUUGGAUCCAAACAAUUUAAUAUGGUAGGUACCAUUGAAAGCACACAUGAUAUAUUUUUAAACACUUAUAUUAAAAUAUGAGUAGUUAUAAACCAUGAUUUGACUAUUAUUAAUAAGGAAUACUCAUAUGAAAUUUUUUGCAAUAAAAUAAACUCAUAAGUACUAUAAUACCUAAGGUAUAUUUUUAAUCGUGGUUACCUUGCAUCACAUAAUAUGUUUUAUUUGUUUACAUCAAAUCGUAUUUGAUAAGGAUUGUUAUUAGAUAAUAUGACGUCACACUAAUCGCGCGUAUUAUCAAGUUUGCGAAAGAACUGUGUUUAUGUCGGCGCCGUGCCAUCCCGCGUAACACCGAGUGUUCUAAUUUAAACGUUAACACAGUGUACUAUGAAGCAAAUGUACUGAAAACUGACCAUAAUGUUUUCUAUGUGCAAACAAACUCGUAUACCGACGUCCGUAGAGCAUGCUAUUUAUUGUUACUUCUUCAACCGCGUCGAAAAAUGUCUUGUGGUUGCCGGUGUCAACAUUCUCCGCGUCUACAGGCUAGUCCCAACCGACACGACAUGUCAGCCGCCCAAAACCAAGUUUGAAUGCCUGGCUCAGUACACUUUGUUCGGUAAUAUCAUGUGCUUACAGUCUGUUACUUUGUGUCAGAAUUCGCCCGAAGCUUUGUUACUCAGCUUCUCUGAAGCCAAGUUCAGUUUGGUCGAGUACGAUCGUGAUAAUCACAAUCUACGUACGUUAUCGUUGCAUUAUUUCGAAGACGAUAAAUUUAAAGACGGUACCACCCAACAUUGGAUACCUCCUUUGAUCAGAGUAGAUCCAGAUGGUCGAUGUGUGGUCGGUCUGGUUUAUGGACGUUAUUUCGUCGUUCUACCGUUUGGUCGUACAAUUGACGAUCACGGUAAAAGUGCUCAAGUCAUGCCUAGCUAUACAGUACCGAUUAAAACGAUAGAUCCCAAGAUGAAUAAUAUUCUAGAUUUCGAUUUCUUACAUGGAUAUUAUGAACCAACGUUAUUAAUUCUAUUUGAACCGGUUCAAACUUCUUCUGGACGUAUAGUUGUUAGGAAGGAUACAUGCGCAAUGGUAAGUGUCACUUUAAUUAUAUGUCGGUACUUAUUACAAUCCUGAUAUGAUUCUUAACAAUUGUUUUUUUUAUUUUUCAUAUGUAUUUAUAGGUAGCUAUUUCAUUAAAUAUUCAACAACAUGUACAUCCAGUCAUUUGGUCAUUGGAUUCGCUUCCAUACGAUUGUCAAAAGGUCAUUCCGGUGUGUCGUCCAAUUGGCGGUGUUCUGAUUAUGGCAGUAAAUUCGCUCAUAUAUCUCAAUCAAAGUGUACCUCCAUUCGGUGUUGCACUUAAUUCCAUAACCAAAACAAUGACCAACUUUCCUUUAGGACAACAAGAAGACGUUAAUCUCGUUUUAGACCGUGCUACUGCCACUUUCAUAGCUAGUAAUAAACUAGUGACAUCGUUGUGUAACGGUGAUCUCUAUGUAAUUACACUGUACGCUGAUAGUAUGCGUGCAGUUAGAAGUUUUCAUUUUGAAAAAUGUGCUUCUAGUGUAUUAACUACAUGCAUAACAGUAUGCUUGGAUUCUUAUUUGUUUCUGGGUUCAAGACUUGGUAAUUCUCUACUUUUGAGAUACUAUGCACGGUCUCAAAGUAAUGAUGAUGAACCUAGUGUUAAACGUAAAAAAGCUGAUGUAACUGAUGAAGAUCUCAUUGAAUUAGAAGUAUAUGGUAGUGAAAUACAGACAUCUAUUUGUCUAGAAAGUUACAGUUUCGAAGUCUGUGAUAGUAUAAUAAAUAUUGGACCAUGUAGUCAAGCGUCUUUAGGAGAACCAGCGUAUAUUUCAGAUGAACUGAGUAAUGAUGAACAUGAUGUGGAACUAUUAUGUACAUCUGGUCAUGGAAAAAAUGGAGCGCUAAGUGUCCUUCAUCGUUCCAUCAAACCUCAACUUGUCACUACUUUUCAUUUGGAUGGCUACAAAGACAUGUGGACAGUGUACGGUGAAAAUGAUUUUCAUUCUUUUAUGAUAUUAACCAACUUGGAUUCAACUUUAGUACUACAAACUGGACAAGAAAUAAACGAAUUAGAUUCUUCAGGUUUUGCAACGCGAGAGCAUACGGUUUUUGUGUGCAAUAUGAAUAAAUAUGUCAUACAAGUUUUAAAUUACUCCGUGAAAUUGAUCAAGGGGUCAGAACAAGUUCAAAACGUUCCUUUAGAAUUUGGUUCUCCAAUCAUACAUGGAUCUAGCAGUAAUCCCUAUGCUGUAUUGUUAACCAGUGACGGACAGGUGAUAGUGCUGACUAUUAAAUCAACAGGAAGAAUUGUAGUCAUGCGACCCACCAACUUUGAUACAGUACCACCAACAAAAACGUUGACUGUGUAUCGUGAUGUAAGUGGCUUAUUUUCUAGUACAAUGCCUCAAGCUGAAAUCCCUGUGACAGGUCCAAAAUUAAAACAUGCUACUUUUGUAACUGAUUCUGUGGAAGACGAAGAAGAAAUGUUGUAUGGCGAUACAAGAGAUCCAUCCUCCAAUGAAACACCUCAUAAACCGGUUUCAAAUAAAAAUCUUAUGUGGUGGUUAAAGUUUAUAGAACAACCGAUACCAACAUAUUGGGUUGUUCUGACUAGAGAUAAUGGAUAUUUGGAAAUCUAUACAUUACCUGAUUUUAAAAUAAAAUAUAGAGCUGCUGACAUAGAUGAAUCACCUGCAGUUCUUAAAGACAGUUUAGAAGAAGGUUGUUAUUUUCCUAAAAGAACUGAGUUAAUAAAAGAAAUUUUGCUUGUGCCGCUUGGAUAUCAAGAUAAAAGGCCUUUAUUAUUUGUUAGAUUAGACAAUGAGGUAAAACAAAAACUAAUAAAAUAUUUGAUAGUUUAUUGAUUUCAUAAACUAAUUGUUUUUUUUCUUAGGUGGUUAUUUAUGGUAUACACAGACACCCAGAAGGUACAUUAAAGAUGCGAUUUCAUAAGCUUACUUCACUGUUAACAUUUCAGUCAAAAUCUGAUAACCGUCUGGAAGGCACUGCAUUGCUUCGUUAUUUCAACAGAGUUGCUGGCUACAAUGGCGUUUUUAUAUGUGGUCAAAAUCCUCAUUUAGUAUUACUCACUAUACGAGGUGAACUACGGUGUCAUCCAUUACACAUAGAUGGACCAAUUGUUUGUUUUGCACCUUUUCAUAAUAUUAACUGCUCACAGGGAUUCUUAUAUUUCAACUCUGAUAACAAAUUAAGAAUUUCCAUACUACCUACACAUUUAUCAUAUGAUGAACCUUGGCCAUUAAGAAAGGUAUAUUUCAUUUGUCUUAUUUAUUUUUUUUUUUUUAUUAAUACAAAUCAUACUAGAAGUUUGAAAAAUUGUUAUAUAAUGUAUAUAUCAUUUUUUAUUUUGCUUAUAUACAAUUUGUAUAAUUUCCCUAAAAUAAUAAGUAUUAAAAAUAACAUAUUUAAAUAUACUAUAUUUUAAAAUUAAAUGAAUAACAUUUUAUUUUUAAAGAAAUUAUCUAAAACGUAAUGAAUCUAUUAUAUUUUAAUUUUUCACUGAAAUUAUUGAAAUCCUAUAAGCCAUAAAUCAGAUAACCAUUUUAAUUACUAUAAUUUCCUAUUAUAAUUUACAAAUUAAAAUUGUAUUAAAUCACAAUAAACAAAUACUUAAGCAUAAUAAACUAUAUGAAAACCUAUUGAUUAUGCAUUAUUAUUAAAAUAUAAAUUGUUUUUCAUUAAAAACCUAUGUGUGUUAUUGGUACUUAAUAGUUUUAGAAAAAAUAAAAACAAAUUUUUACACACUUAUAGUAAUAAUUUUGAAAUAAGAAAUCGUUUUUAAUUGAGUAGAAAUAUUUAAAAUAUACAAAUAUUAUCUGUUGAAUGAUUUGUAUUAAAAAAAGAUCUUCUAUCAAAUUUAUUUUUAUUUUCAAUUCUGAUUGUUGGGUUUAAUGUUUUGAUUGUUAGCUAAUUUAUUUUAUUUUUAUAACAUUUUUAAAAUAUUUUUUUUCCAUUUUUUACCAAUUAUUAUAAAAACUACUUGUAAAAUUAAAAAAUAAAUUACUCUUUCAUCAUUUAGAUCAAAAAAGAUUUCUUCUGGUAGAAAAGUUGUUUACAAACAGAAAAACACACAUUGUUAAACUAAUAAAUUUCUUGCGCAUCUCAGAAUCUAAAUCAUAAAACCUGAAACGCAGAAUAAAAAUAAUUAAUUUCCAGCUGUAUUAUUAUUUAGCAUGUACUAAUCAAAUUAUCAUUAAAAAUUCAAUGUAAAUCAAUUUAUAUAUUAUUGAUCUCUUAAAUUUUUACUAAUAAAUAAAUGUUUAUGUUUAGGUUCCACUUCGUAAAACACCACAUUUUAUAGCUUACCAUUUAGAAACAAAAACAUAUUGUGUAGUUACAUCUUCGACAGAACCAUCUCCAUCAUAUUAUAAAUUCAAUGGAGAAGAUAAAGAACUGACUACUGAACAACGUGAUUCUCAUUUUCCACUACCCAAUUAUGAUGUGUUUACAUUAGAACUAUUUUCCCCUGCAUCUUGGGAACCGAUACCAGACACAAGUAUUCGAACAGAGGAUUGGGAAUUUAUAACAUGUUUGAAAAAUGUCGCUUUGGCCUAUGAAGGAGCUCGUAGUGGUCUCAAGGGUUAUAUAGCAAUGGGCACAAAUUACAAUUAUUCAGAAGAUAUCACAAGUAGAGGACGUAUAUUCUUAUUCGAUAUUAUCGAUGUUGUCCCAGAACCUGGUAAACCAUUGACUAAAAAUAAAAUAAAAAUGAUAUAUGCCAAAGAACAGAAAGGUCCUGUUACAGCUAUUACACAUGUUGUCGGAUUUUUAGUCACUGCUGUUGGUCAAAAAAUUUACAUUUGGCAGCUUAAAGACAACGACUUAAUUGGAAUAGCGUUUAUAGAUACUGAAGUUUAUGUCCAUCAGAUGUUGAGUAUUAAAAGUUUAAUAUUAGUCGCUGAUCUUUUCAAGUCCAUUACUCUCCUACGAUUUCAGGAAGAAUACCGUACAUUGUCUUUAGUUUGCCGAGAUUCUAAACCUCUCGAAGUAUAUGAUAUUAAUUUUCUUAUUGAUAAUACAGAACUAGGUUUUUUGUCAUCUGAUAAGUACCAAAAUUUAAUUCUCUAUCUUUACCAACCGAUGUCUCGUGAAAGUUAUGGUGGCCAACAUUUAAUUCGCCGUGGUGAUAUAAAUAUUGGAUCGAAUGUAAACUCAUUUUUCAGACUCCGCUGUAAACAAUCUACAUUGACAGCUGAAAGACGAGAAGCUCUUGGUUCUAAUAGGCGACAUGUUACUAUGUACGCUACAUUGGACGGUUCGAUUGGUUAUAUUGUACCAAUACAUGAAAAAAACUACAGGAGGUUAUUAACAUUGCAGAAUAUGUUGGUGCGGAAUCUUACACAUCUAGCUGGAUUAAACCCUAAAGCUUAUCGCUCUUUUAAGGCUACAGCUCCUAAUAGGAGGAACCCAGCUAAGAGAAUAAUUGAUGGUGAUCUUGUUUGGAUGUUUGUCACUUGUAUGAACUCUAGACAACGAAAUGAAAUUGCCAAUAAAGUUGGUGUUAAAGCAAUAGAGUUAUUACAAGAUAUAUAUGAACUAGAUAGAACCACUUGGCAUUUUUAAUGUUUCUACAUGGUAAUACUAUACUGUAAACCGGUUUUUAGUAUCUGGAACUUGUAGAAUUCGUUAAUUUGUGUUCUGAGCCAAAGUGUUUAUUGUUACUUUCAUUGAUAUAUCUUUGAAACAUAAAAUUGUUUUAUUAUUUGAUUAAACUAAGUAUUAUUUAAGUCUAUUUUCGUGCAUUAGAAAAAUGUACUUAUGUAUCUUAAUUGUAUAUUAUAUAUUUUUAUAUAUUAUAUUACUUUUUGUAUAUUUUCUGACUGAUGAAUUGAUAAUUACUUUAGUGCGCUUUUGAUGAUUACUUAUUUAGUGUUAAUAUAAUAUGUACUAAUAUAUGUAAGUUAUUAGGUUUCUACAAUUGUUUGAAGUUUUUAAAAAUUUUCCAUUGUCACUAUUAAACAGUAUCAAUAGAUUACCACAUUGUUCAUGAAAAAUAAUUUUGUUAAUGAUUCUUGUAAACUUCAAACAUAUUUAGAAAUUUAACAAUAUGAAUAAAUAUUUAGAAUAGCAACGUUUUAUUUCGAAACAUAUUUACAAAACUCCUAUCUUGGAUUUUUUUAAAAACAAUCUUCUCCUCUUGUUUCAUCCAACUAUUUAGAAUUAGCCAACAAAACAAUAUUUUAAACAAUUUUUAUUUAUUCUUUUUAGUUUAAAAUAUAUAUAUAUAUUACAUAUAUUGAGAGAAUAAAAGUUAUUGCAUUUGUCAGAUCUCCAUAGUACACUUAGUAUAUACAUUAUAUUAUAUUUGUUACUUAUACACUGCCUACAUAAUUAAUAGAAGUACUCUAUAGAUACAUAAUUAUAAAAAUAAUGUUAAAAAAUUAUCAAUAAGUCAUACAUAUUAAUUAUUACAUUCAAUUAAAAUAAUUUUUCAGUAUUAAUGUAUAGAUGUAAAUUUAUCAAUAACAUCUUUAAUAUUAAGUUUUAAGCAUCAAAUAGUUCUUCUCCAAGGUUAAGUCUAUCUCUAUACCAAAAUUUAUCAAAAUCUGUGCAGCAGGUAGUUUUUGCGUGUAAGAGUACCUACCUAACGGACAUCCAUAAAUCCUCACAAACUUUGACAUUUUGACAUUUAUAGUAUUAGUAGGAUAUAUAUUUAUCAGGUAUAAUUGUAUAAGUAAUCUGUAUAUUCUUAACUACUCGAAGAGUAUAAUUCUGUACAUAUAAUUUAUUGUCAUCAUUGCAUAGGUAGGUAAUUAUAAUUGUAUCAAAUUCUAAAUUUUAUUUGUCCUAAACUAAAAUCUCUAAUUUAAAAUGCUUGCAUAGGUAAAUAGGUACCUAUUUAUAACUGGGCCAAAAUAGGCAUGUAAGUAAAUGUUAAUAUGAUAAAUCAAUUUUUUUUUUUUAGAUAAUCUAUUGAUUGUAGGUGCCUACAUUUUUCAUACUGUAGACCAUUGGAGUUGGGAUGAUAGGUAUAAGGAAAUAAUAGACAUCAACCUAGGACCUAGCCACCUAGGUAGCAAAGUAAACCUACCAACAGCCCUAUAAAGAAUAUUUUUAUUUUGUAUUCAGAAUACGCAUUUGAACUAAUGAGUUAACAAGUAUUUAGAAUAACAUAUUUAAUUAUUUCAGCAUUUAUUUAAAUAUAGAUAUAUUUUUUAGUUGGAUUUUUAUUACCGAUCAUAUUAUUUUUUUUUUAGAAAAAACCAAAUAAUUAUUACAGCACCUGUUUAAUGCAUAAAUAAUUCAUAUUUUUAUUAUAUUAAUACAUAAAUAAUUAUAUAAAUCUAUUUUUAUUAAAUUUACAUAAGUAUAUCUAUUAUAUUUGAUCUUCAUAACUUUCUCAAAAUUUGCGUCUAUCAUUCUUCAUUGUUUCUUUGUCAAAACUGCACUGAAAAAUAAGUUAACAUUUCAUUUUUAAAAAAAAUUAUUGGAAUUUGGUUUUUAGUCCAAAGAGAAAAGAAAUAGUUUAAUAAAUCAUCAGAUGCAUUGUUUAUAGAAUUUACUUCUUGAUCACAGCCACUUUUCUCAUUGGAAGGUCUAGGAGAAUUUUUGGAAAAUUCAAUAACAACUUGUUUAAACUGAUUAAUAGGUAUUUAUUUUUUAACAUCAUUUAAUAUUCAUUCAGUUUUAAAGAAAGGUUAAGAUAUGGCUAUAAUUAUUAAAAAUAUAUCUGUUUGCUAAAUUUCAAAUCUUUUUUCUAUAUUGGAAUAAAUUAUGUUCACUAUCAAUCUACAAAACAUGUAUUUUUGAUUAAUUUGUAUGCUGCCGUAUUGUUUAAUAAGUCUAGAAAUAGAUGGUACUAGAUAACCAAAGUAUUAAAGUAAUAAAAUACUUUUUUUUGAAUAGGUAUGUAGUUUACAAGAUAAGUUCGCGUGAGAUUUAAGACGAUAUAGUUUUACAUUUCUUUUUAGUACUUAGUCGAAAUUCAUAAUUAAUGUGGUAUUAUUUUACUAAAACGGUCUGUUUUUUUUUUUUUAAAAAAAACCAACUUAUCGGCUCAUAAUGGGAAAAAAGUUUUUACUAAUUAAAAAAAAAAUGUUUCAAAAUCAACCAGCGAAGAUGCUUUUGUAAAAUCUAUUUAGUUAAUUAAAACCCAAAAAUGUUGUAAGUAUACCUGGGUACUUAAGUAGUACUUAGAUACUUUACAAAAAUGCAUAUGUUUGGUAAAUGGGAUUUUCUUCUUUUUGAACUGUAUUGCUUUUAACAAUGUUAUUCAAUAAUAUUUUGAUAAUUAUUUGUAGUUAUUUAACUCAGAAAUUUUUCUGGAUAAUUUUAUUUUUCCUAAAUCAAAUAUUUAUAGUUCAUACCCUUUUUGGUAAGAUUAGUGGGUACUGCAUUCGUGAUAGUCAAAAAUUAUUACAACUAAAAUUAAAAAAGCAGUACAAACUAAUUCAACCAUUUAUAUAUUUUUUCUUUUUUUUAAAAACAUAAAAACAAAUUAUAAACACCAUUGUUUAACCACGUAUCUAUGUAUUUUAUUAAUAAAAAUCACUUUUUUUUAAAUUACGUUUCAUUCUUAGGAAUCUAAAUAGUAAUGUGAUCAGCAAACAAACUAUAAACCGAUGUCUGAUAUGAUUAAUGGAUCAUAACUUAGUCCGCGUGUUACAUACAAUUUAAAUAUUAACAGUACCUUAUUUACGAAUCUAGAAAUAAAAUAGUAAAUUCUAAAAUAUAAAAGCUAACCAAUCAAAUAAGUUAGUAACAAACUCAUUGAAAUAUGUUUCUUUUGCGCAAUUACAAAUUAUAAAAUAAUGAUUGACAUUCAAUUAUAAACAUGUAAAUAUUGCUUACUGUUAGGUCUAAGGUUACUAGAUUCAUACCUACGCAAUAUACAUGCCGUUAAAUAAAUUUACUAAACGAAUAAUCAGUAAACUACACAACGUAUUUUACUGCAUUUUUGUCUAGAAUUUAUCAUUUACUGCUUAUUUUUCUAAUAUUCCUUAGACACUCUACGUAUUUAAAUCUCAUUUAGAGGAUCUAAAUGAUGUUUUACUGCAUUUUAACCCAGACAAAUCUAUGUAAAAUAGCCUAAUAAACGAUUGGCAUUCUACAAUAAUUUCAUUUAUGAAAAAUUCCAGUAACGCACAGAAGAAUUUUGAGUGUAGUUGCAGUACUUGGUCACCUGUCCGGACGCCACUGUAUGCACGGUGUAAGGUUUUCACGAUAGCUUGUUUUGUCUGAUUUCAGAGAGAAUAUAGUCAGGGCUACGAUCCCUGGUUACCGCGGGAAAACUGGGAUCAGUUCGAUCCACACCUGGUGUCCGAGGGAGCGUUUGCCGCCGCCAUGAUAUUCAGGUAUUUAUAUACGUCCUACUACACGUCCGUGAUUAUCGUAAUCGUCGCUUUUCACCAUAGACGUUUUAAAUUUUACAUUUUAAACGUUCAUUUGUAGAAUACAAAAAAGAAAUAGUGUUAAAUCUUUGCUAACAUCAAAGUAGGUAAAUUCGAAAUACCGAAAUUCGAUUACUACCAAAAGGCACUAUUUGAAUGUCGUGACAAUAAUGAAUAACGAGUAUUUAGAUUCUAGAUAAUUUUUUAUUAAUUUUUUUUUUACGGAACACUAUAUAUUAAAACUAUAUAAAAAUGAAAACGUAAAAACGACAUUUUCUUAGGAGAAAAAAACACAUACUUUGCUCAAGGGAUGGGCCACUGUUUUAAAUGAACAGUUGGGAAGAUAGAGGGAAAAUUUAAUAUAUAUUUGUACUCAAAGAUUAACCAUUGUUAAUGAAAAACGAUUCUGGGCGGUGUUCAGUUAUACAUGUUUUGAAAGGCCGUAAUAUUUAAGAUUUUAAAACAAUAUAUUUCUUACAUUUUCCCGUUUUUCCCCGGUUUUUCCAUUUAUUAUAAAAACUCAUGGGAAAAUCAAAAAAUAACCUCCCGAAAGUACCACACCAGCCAAAUUUCCUAUCGGAAAAGGUGCUAUACUACUAGAAAACCAGAGCAAAUUUUCUGAUAGAAAAGUUGUUAACAGAAAAAAAAAACAUAAUUUUAAAAUAUUUCUUUCUCCGCUCAGAAUCUAAAAUAAACACAUUAUUACUUGUAGUUUUCAAGGAAAUAUUUGUUCGCGAUCUUUUGGAAGUGGAGUGGAGAAUUUUUUAAGAAAGUUUUCUAUAUCUAAAUGUACACAAAGUUAAGCAGGAGCGUCCUUAGACCAAUAUGUGCCCCCCCCCCCCCGGGUGCAAAUUAAAGGUUUAAACUCAGUCUUUGCAUACACCUAAUCUUAAAUUACUUAUGAAUUGCUUUUAUAUUAAACUAGCUGUCUCGUACUGCCCGUGCUAAUUUUUUAUUAUUUUUAUCUUUAUUCCUGUUUUGUCCGUAUCAGUAUAUUGAGCUAAAAAAAAAAAAAAAAAUGGGUGGAAAUUGGGUAGUCCGGGGACUAAAAGUGUUCCAGUGUAUCGUACACUUUUUCAUUUGUGUUACCAUAAAUACCCGCACAACAAAGGGAUAUUACUAUAUAUCCACUACAAUAACCCUAAAAUUAUGUGGACGUAAUAGUACUGUAGUGUUGUUACUAAACCGAAAAAUACAAAGAUUCAGAGAUGACAUUUUACAUGUUUUCACUUUUCACUUACGCACCCAGUACAGCGCAUAGUUUUUUUGUUUUUUUUUUUUCAUUCAUGUUACUAAGGUAACCCGUCCUAUUUCAAGCCAAUAAUAGACCGGUAUACAGUUAGAUAGACUUUUUAUUUUAAGUUAUUAUAGGUAGUUAUGGCAUUUUUAUUUCUGUUUAUCUUUCUUUUUUUUUUCAAUUUUAUCCUUGUUACUAUAGUAAUCAAUAAUUCAACAAAAAUAAUUUAAUUUUCGCGCCAAAAGUACCAAAAAAUCUUUCAUCCCCUAUUUCAUCUCCAAAAACCCAUCUAUCUCUAUACCGAAAUUUAUCGAAAUCGGUUCAGCGGUUUAGGCGUGAAAAUAUAACAGACAGACUUACUUUCACAUUUAUAUUAUCAUUUACUUGACGCGCAUCAUUAUAAUUUGGCCAAUUUACUCAAUAUCGUAAUAAAUUAUAGUCUACAAUAUGCUUUUCUGAUGUAUAAACAAUAAUACUGUAAAGUUUCAUCAAAAUCCGUUCAGCAGUUUUUGCGUGAAAGAAUCGCAAACAUCAAUCCAUCCACACAUCCUCGCGAACUUUCACAUUUAUAAUAUUAAGUAGGAUAUGCAUAAAAGCCUAUGUUAUAGGCAAUUUUAACUACAUGUUAAAUAUUGAAACAAUACAAUUUAAUGUAAAAAUAUUGAAACGUAACUAGGUAUUUAUUUUAUUAUUGUUCUGUAGAUAAUCUAAUAAUGGCUAUGUUGCAAUAGGUAUACUCGUUAUUAAUGAAUGCGAAUUCAUUAGUAAUAUAUACAUUGCACCUGAGGUGCAACUAGGAUUUGUUGAAAUGGUGUGUCACGUGUAUACCAACAUUGAAAAAAAAAAACAUGUUUUUAAUACUCUUCAAAAAAUUUAGAAUACUUCAACGCAUAUAGGGGGGGGGUGGUUGCCCAGACUCCCAAAAUACCCUCCUCCGAUCGCAACAAUGCACUGUACAUAAUGUAUACUUUUGUGGUGUAUGAUACUAAAUACAAUUAUACAAUAAUGCAAUUUACAUUAAUUUCUAUUUCCUGUGUACAUGUGCCAACGUUAGUUAUGAUUGUCACACAUGGCUUUCAAUCCAAGUUUUCAAUAUGAUAAAUAUUAAAUAAAAAGCAAGUAAUAAGUUAAAAGUACAAAUUUACAAAUUACAAUAAUCAAACAUAUAUUUUUAUGGAAAAGAAGCAGACAAAUAAAAAAUAUAAAACGAAUCAAAUAAAAGCUACAAGGUAUGGGAGGGAGGAUGAUUGCCCUUGCGUUCCUCCUGAAGACGCUCCUGCAGUGAAGUUUAUUAGAUACACAGAAUAAUACGAUUUUGCUUAAUGUGUGUCCUCUAGAAAAUAAAUGGUAAAUUAUUGAAUUAGAGUAAAUUGUAAAAAGAAAAUACUCCCACUGUUUGGGGAAAGGGUACUGGGGUAAGUCUAAAGGUUAAGGGAAAGGGAUGGUUUGUCUGCUAGUGGAGCUUUUUUAAUGGAUGGAUUCGCAAUAGACAUUCAUCAAAAGCAACCUGAAGUGAAGGUGCAGCCUGUUACUAAAAGUACUUGACCUACUGCAAAACUGCUCUUGUAUAUACCUACCCGUUUAGCGUCGAUCGUUUUUUAAUAAAAAAAAAAUAAUAAAACCCGGUACCAUGUGAGUUCGCGAUCAUAGAAAAAUACCCACCCAGUAUGAUCGACGGUCGAUGUCCAAGGACUAUAAUAUUACGAUAAUAUAAUUUUUUUAAAUAUUUUAAUCGUUUGCUGUAUGGCUUCUGAGGUUAUAAUUAUAUAUAUAUAUAUAUCUACUAUAAUGACGUCUUGCCGACGACGUUUUAUAGUUUCUUGAAGCUCGUGCACAUAUUCAGCGUGAACCCUCACCUGGGACCGCUUCAGAUAUCGUUGGGCCGGAUGAUCAUUGACAUCAUUAAGUUCUUCUUCAUUUACACGCUGGUGCUGUGCGCAUUUGGAUGCGGUAAUUGUUAUUAUUAUUAAAUAUUAUUAUAGGAGCCGUUGUCGAUAAGUAGAUUUGUGAACAUAAUGCACUAAAAAGAUUUGAAAUAAGAAAUUGCAAAUGUACAUAAAAAAAAAAAAAAAACAUCUUUGGGAAGCAUAGUUUAUGUAUUGCAUUCGUGUCAAAAACGAGAAUUUCGGGGGUUUUAACUUUCAAACACCGCCGUACCGUUUUGUGUGCCGAAUUUCACCAUUUUGUUUGGCGGUGUAUUGUACACAGAUAUACGUAAUAUUCAUCAGCUAAUCAGACGUUGUCGUUUUGUUUUUCGGGCCGCUUACAAACAGGUCUAAAUCAAUUGUUGUGGUAUUACGCGGACUUGGAGUCGAAAAAAUGUUACCACGACGGAAGCGGCGUGCCCGAUUUUGACAAAGAGGACAAGGCGUGCACGACGUGGAGACGAUUCGCCAAGUUCGCAUAUUUUAAUAUAUUUUACAUUUUUAAAUAUGAAUGUAUUUUAUAAAACAUGUACGAAUUUAAAUACGUAGUUCACAAUUACAAAAUUACAGUAUAGGUACACCGUACACAUUCUUUGAUUCCUAACAGCCCCCCCCCCUAGUUCCUCAUACAUAUUAUAAUAUCGUAUGUACAGGUACGCUUCAUAAUUUUCCAUUCAUACCACGAUCUAUGCCCUGUGCUGGCGACGACGAUUUAUUAUAAUCGUAUGUAUACCUUCUUAUCAUCAUUAUUGACUCGUAAAAACGAGACAUCAGUGAGCAUUUGUCAACAAUAUAUAAAUAUCAUAUUAUGGUAAAAUAAUCGCAUAGGCGUCAUUUCUCCACGCAUACAUUAUAGUUUGUUUGAUUUAUAUAUUUAUACACAAUUAGUUAUAAAUAAUUUGACUUUUAACAAACAAAUCUAUAAUAAUAAUUAUUUAUUUAAUUUAACUUAUUUUUUUAAUAUUACGAGUAUGUACAUGCAGCCUACAAGUUCCAUCAAGGUGUCAAAAGGUUCUAAAAAUAAUUUUAGUAAGAUUUUAUGUGUGAGGUUAAUAAAUUAAUUUUACUUUUAUUAUAAAAAAAACUAUCGUGAAAUAUACCAGGGGGCGGGGGUAAAUAAUCCUGGCUACACCGGAAUCGUUGUAAUUCGUAAGUACGUUAUAAGUACCUUUACUUGCAUAGUAUCAGUCGAUAAAGUUAUAGGUAUAAUCAUAUAUACUUAUAAUUAUUUUAUGUUUAUAACGAAAUAUAUUUAGAAAAUAAUAACAAAAAAAAAAAAUGAAUAAUGUGAAUAAUUUUAAUAACACCUGUAUUAAAAAAAUAACAUUAAAUUGUAAAAAUAGCUUUUGAUCGAAAAAUGAUUGAAAAAUCAAUUUUUCCACAGUAUAUUCGAAACGUCUCAGUCGCUAUUUUGGGCCGGUUUCGGUCUUGUCGAUUUGAUGGCAUUUGAUCUGACCGGAAUCAAGAGCUUUACAAGGUUUUGGGGUUUGCUGCUGUUCGGAUCGUAUUCGGUGAUCAACAUAAUCGUUUUGCUUAACAUGCUCAUCGCCAUGAUGUCCAAUUCGUAUCAAAUAAUUUCGGUAAGUUUAACGAUAACAUUUUUGAUUAAUAUUCUUCUAAUCAUGCCGAUAUAUUAUGCACGCCACUGACGUUGGUAUUUUUCCGAACAAUAGGAACGGUCCGACAUGGAAUGGAAGUUUGCACGGAGCUCGUUGUGGAUAUCGUACUUUGAGGACGGCGACACGGUACCGGCUCCUUUCAACCUGUUCCCGUCGUUGAAGAACAUCAAACGCAUGAUUGGCCUGGAGAAGACGAAACGGACGUCCGGAUCGAUGAUUGUAACAUUAUGUUCGUAUUCGAUAACUCUGAUACUAAUUUUUAACGCGACGCAUCUGAUUUCAGUUUAAGUCCAGGGAGAAGGCGAUGGCUCGGCACGACAUCGUCAUGCGGUUGUUGGUGAGACGUUACGUGACCGCGGAACAACGCAAGAGCGAAGAGUUCGGCAUCACAGAGGACGACGUGAUGGAAAUACGACAAGACAUAUCGUCGAUGAGGUUCGAAAUGAUCGACAUAUUCAAACGGAACGGGUACAAAACACCAGCCAAGGAACACGAUCCUUCUGUCGGUAAGAACACCUGUUCAAUUAGAUUAGGGGGAAUUUGCAUUCCCACAAUCGCUCCUUUACCGUUAAACACGGUGCUAGUGUACUAUCAGAUUGGGCAAAUUUGUACAGAGUUAUCCAUUUAAGUUAUGUCUCUCAAUUACCUCUAGUUUUAAUCUGAAUUAAUACUGUUUUUCGUCGCUAUUAUUUGUGGGUAUGAAACGAAUACCUACAGUUAAUUUUCAAAUAUCAACCUAUAUUCAAAAUUGUAACCAUGACGACGAUAGUGAACGGACUGGGCAAACUGCAGCGUAUUCUGUUUUACUAAUAUAUUAAUUACACUUACUCAAAAGUUUUGUUUCAAUACUUUGUACGGGCGUCGCAACACAUAAAUUCGUGCGAAAAUACAUGUUACAAUAAUAGUACGGCCACCUCGGAACCACAAAUCAACAAAAAUACUAAAAAAUCCGUGUCAUCAACCCCUUUAGUUAGUAGUACUUUAUGUAUUUUUCCAAGGUACAAUCUAUUUUCAUAUCAAAUUUUAUCAAAAUCGGUUUAGUCGUUAAACUGUGAAAACGUAAAAAAACUUUUGUAUAUAUUUUAUUAAUUAUAGUAAGGAUUUAGAACUACCAAUGGCGUACUUAUGUCGGAAUUAUAUUCACUGUGGGCAAAUUCACCACUAGACAUUUAUUAGGGGAAGGGAGCGUUAUUACUAUGACACUAUGACAUAUGCAAUACAAAUAGAUAGGUUAAUUAGGCAUACAUCUCCGAGUUGAUUAAUCAAAAAUGUUUUUAGUCGACCUACAGUGUUAACAAUUGCUGUUGUUACAAGUGUGGUAUACAAUAUUUUCAAUAAAUUUUCCUACAAUUUUCUCAGUUUAGAAAUUCGUAGUUGGUGUAUUUUUUUAAAUCUUCGGUAGCUUAUAUUGGACCAGAUACUUCAGUAAUACAUUGUGCAUAUGCAUGUUUUAUUGAACCUGUAAUUUCACUUUGGGUCCAAGUUUCCCCUUUGAAGCAUUUGAAGCACUGAAAAAUACCUAUUCCUUGUUAAAAUUUUAAUGAUACCGUGUGUUUUAUGCAUUAGCCCAAGGGAAGAAGGGUCGGGUGAUGGAACGUCGGUUGCUGAAAGACUUCCAGAUCGGCCUGGUGGAAGGGCUCAUACAGGAUGCGAUCUCGUCAAACGAGAAGGGACCGAAGGACGUGUUCAGCAAGAUCGCCAAAGCCAUCGGUCGGCGGACCAGUCAAGGAAGCAAGAAGAAAGACUGGAACGCGAUGGUCCGGCAGAAGAGUUUGGUCAGGGACCCGAUCGGCAGCACGGCAGAGGGCGCAGAAAGGCGUCAUCGGCAGAGCGUCCGCAGGUAUAUACUGGACCACCAGAAGGACGCGCUGAUGGACGCGAACAAGCUGAUCGAGUACAACCCGCUGCUGGCCGAAAUAACGCCGAUGGCCAGGUUGGCGUACGCCAAGUUCAAGAUACCGAAGAUCAAGCAAGAGUACGCAGAGGAAAACACCGUUGGCGCGGAUGAGGUGUUCGAGAACGCGCCCGCCGUGAACGUGAUCGACGAGACCAGCAAGACAAAGUCUUCGAUAGUGAGACCGAGGCCGAAGAGCACACGAAAGUCGCCUUUGGCUGCCGGCGCUUUGCCCUAUCCGUCAUCGCCGUCGUCGUCUUCACCUGCAGGCAGCACUAAGAGGACCGACGCUACCGAUCCCGGUGGAGUGUCCGGUCCACAGCAACCCGCAGGCUCCAGUAACCAAGUCCAGAGUACCGGUGCCGCCGGGGAGAAACUCGAAGACAUCAAAAAUCAGUCGGUCGCGCCUGCAGAGACGAACACGGGUGGUCGGCCCGACUCGGUGAACAGACGAAAGCCGGCGCCGGACAUACCCCGGGAAUCGGCUGCUGCGGACGCCGCCGGUAAGCCGGGACCUUCCAAGGAAUCGGCGCUUAAAGAAGCUGGAGACGCGAACAAGGCGGAAGGAUCGGGAGACGGGGACAAGACUACGGGCCCGGAAGGAGACAAGGGCUCGGGCGGGGACAAGGCAAAGGAAUCAGACAGGGACAAGGCGGCGGGCUCGGACAAGACGAAGGGACCGGACGCGGACAAGACUAAAGACCCGGGCAAAGACAAAGACGUCAAACACUUGAAACCGGAAUCUCCGAAACGCACUGCUAGUCCGAGGAAACAGGGCGGUAAGUCAAAAGUCACAGGGGAAAUAUUAACCGGUUGGCUGUGAGCGGCGCAUGGUUUGUGCGGACCAUGUUCUUCUUAUUCUGUAGCGAAACCAAUGCCCGAAAUCACCGAAAAACAACAUUAUAAUAAAACCGUUGCGACGUGCAUGCAGAGUAUAAUUGAUGUGUAUUACGAUAAAGAUUUAGUGAUUUAAAUCGGUUUUGAAUAAUUAGUAUAAGUAUACUGUCGGUAUGAU
Molecule: messenger RNA, 32143 nt
Organism: Cinara cedri
Lineage: Eukaryota; Metazoa; Arthropoda; Insecta; Hemiptera; Aphididae
Source: the annotation of a GenBank genome assembly